Molecule: messenger RNA, 1392 nt
Organism: Aureobasidium uvarum
Lineage: Eukaryota; Fungi; Ascomycota; Dothideomycetes; Dothideales; Saccotheciaceae
Source: the annotation of a GenBank genome assembly
AUGGUCAAUUCAACACAGACUUCUGGCCCCUUGCAGGCAUUGAGCGGUUACGUGGCAUCCUAUGGCUGGGGCCCUCUAUUGUCCGUUUCGCGCAGCACUGUUCUUUCGCUAUUGUCGCGUAUCCAGGUUGGACAUCUAAGAGUAGCGGAUGUGGAUGAGAAAGUGUCUACUUACGGGCACAAAAAGGCUGCCAAUGGAGAGCCGGAGAAGAGCGUGUACUCUCUGCCCAAUGUAGAGUUGACUGUGCACAAAGACGUGUUCUGGGUGCGCAUGCUGCUUUUCGCAGAUAUGGGUUUCGCAGAGAGCUACAUGCUUGGGGAGGUCUCCUGCUCCGACUUGACAGAGUUCUUCCGGUUGUUCAUUGUCAACCGUACCCAUCUUUCGAAUGGAUCCACGCUCACGUCGAACCUCUCCGCCAAACUCUCGUACCUGCUUCGCAAGACGAACACACUCACGACAGCUCGUCUAAAUAUCGCCGCGCAUUAUGACAUCUCCAACGAUAUGUUCGCCGCAUUCCUGUCCCCCGACAUGACCUACUCCUGCCCUAUCUGGUUACCGAAGUCAGAUUCUCGUUCCUCACAAGAGACGCUCGAACAAGCCCAAAUGCGCAAACUUAGACGCUUCAUCACCAAUGCAAAGAUCAAGGCAGACGACCAUGUCCUGGAGAUUGGUACCGGUUGGGGCAGUUUUGCAAUUUUGGCUGUACGAGAGACUGGAUGUCGCGUCACGAGUCUGACCUUGUCAAUCGAGCAAAAGGCGUUGGCCGAGGAAAGAAUCGCGGCAGCCGGAUUCACAGACCGUAUCGAGGUUCUCCUGUGCGACUAUCGUGCCUUGCCAACACCAAGAGAUGGAAAACUAUACGACAAGGUUGUGAGCAUUGAAAUGUUGGAAGCAGUGGGCAAGGAGUUCCUUGAUACCUAUUUCCAAUGUGUCGAUAAACUCUUGAAGCCUGAAGGAGGUGUUGCAGUGUUCCAGUGCAUUACGAUGCCCGAAAGUCGUUAUGAUGCAUACAGCAACUCAGACGAUUUUAUCCGACGAUACAUCUUCCCUGGCGGCCACCUUCCUACUGUCACACAACUCCUAGACUCCGUCAGAGCCGGCUCGUCUUGCAGGUUAAUUCCGGAGUCAGUGGAAAACAUUGGCCCUCACUACGCAAAGACACUGCGACUGUGGCGCGAAGAAUUCAUGCGAAACUUCGACCAAAAAAUCAAGCCUUCGUUGUUGGAGGAGCAUGAAGGCAUGACCGAAAAGGACGUUGACCUGUUCCGCAGAAAGUGGGAGUAUUACUUUGCAUAUUGCGAGGCUGGCUUCGUCACCAAGACCCUGGGCGAUGUUAUCUUCACUGUCGGAAGAGAAGGCUCGGUGGAAAUGAUGGAAGACGUGCCAGUCUAG